This is a messenger RNA of Prionailurus viverrinus (fishing cat), 956 nucleotides long. It is a transcript of the gene ELOF1, whose product is annotated as elongation factor 1. The transcript has 5 exons. Gene Ontology annotation, biological process: transcription elongation by RNA polymerase II. Gene Ontology annotation, cellular component: transcription elongation factor complex. Bases 147 to 398 code for a protein of 83 amino acids. Gene Ontology annotation, molecular function: RNA polymerase II complex binding. Lineage: Eukaryota; Metazoa; Chordata; Mammalia; Carnivora; Felidae. The record is from RefSeq and is a predicted model, not a curated record.
AGGGGGUUCCGCUUCCGGCUGGAGCCGGAAGCUACUGUCUCCCGGGUGAACGAGGCCGUCGCAACGAGGGGAGGCGAGUGUGGUACCCAGGGCCAGGCUUCGGGAAAACAGAACACUGCCCGGAGCAGGUUUGCCCUCCUACAGACAUGGGGCGCAGAAAGUCCAAACGGAAGCCACCCCCCAAGAAGAAGAUGACAGGCACCUUAGAGACCCAGUUCACCUGCCCCUUCUGCAACCACGAGAAGUCUUGUGACGUGAAAAUGGACCGGGCCCGCAACACCGGAGUCAUCUCGUGUACCGUGUGCCUAGAGGAGUUCCAGACGCCCAUCACAUAUCUGUCAGAACCGGUGGACGUGUACAGCGAUUGGAUAGAUGCCUGCGAGGCAGCCAACCAGUAGCGAUGCAGAGGACCCACUCCCGCGGCAACCCUGCCUGCCGUGGACCUGCCCCGCUGGGUGCCAAUCCAGAGACAUUCCAGGGUCCGCGGUGUGGGUCCAGGGCCUUCACAGCCCUCUGCGUGUAUGGAGUGGGUGUGGGUGUGAGUGUGGCCGUGGCAGCGUGCCUGUGGGCACGGACUGGAGUUGAGGCGGGGUUGUUGGGCCCCCCCGGGGGCCUGAAGUGUUUCCCUUGGCUCUGAAAGCCUUUAACUUGCUUGCUCCUUCUCGGGGCCCGCGUCCUGAUGUUCUGGGCAAGGACAAGCCCAGCAGAGGCUGCCAAGGGACUCUCCAGCCUCCUCACCCAUCUCACCAGCACCGUGUGAACUGGACUGCCCCCCGCCCCUCCCCUGCCUCCCAAGGCCUGUGGCCUGGGAUUCAAAGCCACAGUCCCACAGGCCCCGUGGCUGGGACCUGGCAGAACAGCCCCUUUUCCUGUUUAGUUGCUUUUGUAGAGGAGGAAGGGGCUGGGCUGGGGAUCGCCGUCGGUCACGAGCCCCUAAAUAAAGCAGCUGAUGCAAA